UGGUAUAUGUGUUUAGGAUAGGAACUGUGACGUCAGAGCGAUUCAAAAUGGCGGAUGGUGUUUUGGCCCGUACGUGUCAGAAAUUAUGCCUUAGCUUUGCGUCUUCUUUAUACACCACCCGCAUAGCCUUCUAAAUAUUGUAUUCGUUCAGUGCAUUAGGACUUGAUAGAGCCUCUAUUUUUUUACUAUAGACUAGUUUUGUGACAGUGAAUGUAAUUGCAAAGAAUUGUUUUGUGUAAAGCUUGGUUUGGAAGCUAUAUAUCGCGUCGGGGUGCGUUUUUGGGCGAAGCCGGACGUGACUCGCAGCGAUAAGUGAUUGGAGUGUUAACAGAAUUUUCCUGAUGUGUUGACUACAAAACCCCCUUGCAUUCUAUCUUCAACCUCCUGCAUGGGCUAGGUGAAAAUGUCACUCUUCAAUUUUGGAAGAAAGGUCAAGAAGGUCCUACACAUUGGGGGGACCGGUGGUGAAGCCAAGAAAAAGAGAUUCUACAACAACAUCAAAAUCAACAUCAACCCUGAAGAAAUCUGGGAGAUUGUGAACGAGCUUGGAGAUGGUGCUUUCGGGAAAGUGUACAAGGCCUUGCACCGGGAGAAGAAAAUUUACGCUGCUGCUAAAAUCUGCAAGCUUGAAGGAGAAAAUGACCUCAACGAUUUCAUGGUCGAAAUUGACAUUCUCACAGAGUGCAGCCAUUUCAAUGUGGUUGGCAUGCACGAGGCAUACUAUUGGGAUGGCAAACUGUGGAUGCUGAUAGAGUACUGUGAUGGAGGCGCCCUGGAUUCAAUCAUGGUGGAUCUCGACAAACCAUUGACUGAGCCUCAAAUUGCCUAUGUUUGCCAACAUAUGGUCAGAGGACUCGAGUAUCUACACAAAAUGCACAUCAUUCAUAGAGACUUGAAGGCGGGGAAUGUUUUGCUGACCAUUGAUGGUGGAGUGAAGCUGGCUGAUUUCGGUGUUUCUGCCAAGAACAAACACACCCUACAGAAGCACGACACCUUCAUUGGCACUCCCUAUUGGAUGGCACCUGAAGUGGUCUCGUGCGAAACAUUCCGUGAUAACCCUUACGACUACAAAGUAGAUAUCUGGUCUCUAGGUGUCACCUUGAUUGAAUUGGCACAAAUGGAACCGCCUAAUCAUGACUUGACUCCAAUGAGAGUGCUUCUCAAGAUCCAAAAGUCUGACCCACCCCGACUCGAUUGUCCAUCCCGGUGGUCGAGAGAGUUUAACGAUUUCCUGUCCAAGUGCCUGGUAAAAGACCCGACACAACGGCCCACAGCUACGGAAUUGCUUCGACAUCCGUUCAUUGCUUGUACUCUCGAUUCGAAGAACAUCAAGGACUUGCUGAUCGAGUACAAGGCUGAAGUAGUCGAAGAAGAGGACGUUGAUGUUGAUGAUACACAUGCAACCGAAUCCAACGAUGGUGAUACUAUCUCAGUUCUAAGUGAAGCCGAUAGCCGUAAAACUUCCGUCGUCACCCCUGAUGGACCUCCUAAAAAGCAUUUAAAAGGCCCUGCGCCGCCUCCGCCAGUCUUCCAAUCGCCGGAACCCGUACCAUCACCACCACCACCACAACAACAACCCCAGCCAGUAUCUAGCCCGAGCAAACGUCCUGUAUCCCCUGUAUCUGAUCCCACACCGCCACCUGAUUAUGAGGAGGCCCCUACAACUUCUCCAAUCUAUGACAAUGUCGCCCAAAAACCUUCUACGCCUCCGCCCAGCGUCACGGUCACUGUAACUAGUCCAGUCGUCCAGGUCGGCCCGGACGCCAAGCCGCCAGCGACGCUACAGCAGACUGAACAAUUGAGCAUCAACUUUGACGGCUGCGAAUCCUCGACGGAUGAUUCACUUCCCUACGAAACCCAAGCCAACCCACCUGUUGAGCGUUUCGUGAGCGUCGUGAGCGUCGUCAACGUCACAGAGGACAAAGCAGAAACCGACGAGGAGAGUCAAAUGAUUGGCCAGAAACUUGACGAAUCCGAAGUGCUCAUCCUCAACACUUCCAGCGUCGUGUCCAAUGGUGUCCCACUUGAAAUUGAGUCGAAGAAUGACGACAACAACGAAACCCCCCAAACAGUCAAGCCGGACGAACCGGAACAGCAAAGCAACGAAGCAGCGGACGAGCAAGACGGCCGGCAAAGCAAUAACAACGCCGUUUUGGAAUCCCGUAGCGAUGUUUCUUGUAAUUUGUCUCAGGUAUCCAGCCUUUCACGAUCCAGCUCUGGCAGCGACCGUAGCAGUUUGUCAGAAAGUCGAGAAGACACUUCCGUAAUUCACACUUCCAUCACUGUCGAAGCAAAUUUUCCAGGCACCACACAAGAAGCAACAGACGAUGACUCUUUUGUCCAGUCGGAUGUCGUGUCGUCGUCUGAAAUUGUUCCGGCAUUGCCGCCCAAGGAACGAUCGCCACCCAAGGAACGAUCGCGAUCACCAAGUCCCCAGAUUGAGAAAACCGAUCCAGUCAAAGAAGUCGAAGAGGAAGAAGAAGACGACGAGUCGAUUUUGAGUCCUAACCGGAAGGUGAAGGGCGACGCAACGGGUGAUUCCGGAACCGGGACUGGAGGAACCAGUAUCCCCAGCACGCCCGAUUCCGUCUUCCUCGAACGGACUCUGGAUCGUUCCGAUAUCGAAAGCACAUCCGGGACUGGAACGACGGGAAGCCGCAGUAGCCGGAAGAGCGAUUCCGUCAUUGACGUCGAAGACAACGAAGUAGUUUUGCGCUCCAAGCCAUCCUCUGGUCGUAGUUUGAGCACAGUCAGCAACGGCACGACGAUCAAUUCCGAAGCGGACACCACGUCUGAACGUGAACCGACUCCAGUGCGGCGUGCUCCUCGGACGAAAGAAGAGAUUGAAUUGAGUAAUCUAAAGAAGAAAACCCGUAAGCGAACACGACGUUUCGAAGUGGACGGUGUCGUCGUUACCACGACCACCAACAAGGUAUUCUACGCCGACGAAAACGACGGCCGCAUCUACGACGAGCACUUGCUGAGGAAGCAGGAGCUUCGCGAACUGAAAAUGCUCCAGAAAGCGGAGCAAAAGCAAUUUCAAGACUUGACGAUCAAAGCUCAAGUGGCCCGUGAUCAACAGGAGAGACGCUUCGACCAGGAGACGACCAGUUUGUUGCGAGGAUACGACACGGAGCUGGAGACGAUGACCCGGUCGCAGAAGCAGCAAGUGGAACGUGCCGAACAGCAGCAGGAUUCUGAUCUUCGCAUUUCGUCGAAGAAGAUCCGCUCGGAGCAGGAGCGCGAAUUGAAACUGUUCCGCGAAGGAUUGAAACAGGAAGUGAGGCUGUUGAAACAAGAGUCGGACCUGCUGCCCAAAGACCAGCGCAAGACGGCCUUCCGUAUUAAACGCCAGCAGCAAGAAGUGGAGCAGUCGGACAGGGAGCGCUCCUUCCUGGACAGUUUGAAUCAAAGCCACGAAAUGUCGCUUCGUCGCCUGAGUGACGGCCACCGCGAGAAAAUCGCUCUGCUGGAACGGCAAUUUUUGCAGCAGAAACAGCAGCUGCUCCGCUCCCGCGAGUCAGCCGUGUGGGAACUGGAAGAACGGCAGCUGCAUGAACGCCACCAACUGGCCAGGAGGCAACUCAAGGAGAUAUUUUUCCUUCAACGGCAUCAAAUGCUUGUCCGUCACGAGAAAGAACUGGAACAAAUCCGACGGUUCCAAACCCGCAAAGAGGAGGAUCUUUUGAAGCGACAGGCGAUCGAAAGGCGGGCGCUACCUAAGCGGAUCCGAGUGGAAAUGAAAGCCCGUGAAAUGAUGUUUAGAGAAUCGAUGCGCAUCUCAGUCAACGCCGCCAGUUUACCCAGCGGAUUGGCUUCCCUGGCUGGUGCCUUGAACUUCCCCGAUACUCCGGAUAACGAGCGCGAUAAAUUGCGCAAGUUCCAGGAGCAGGAGAAGAAGCGCUACAAAGCCGAAGAGCAGCGCUGCGAGUUGAAACAUCGCCGGCAGUUGGAAGAACUUCGUGCAGCAGCCGAUUCUUCCGUCAAAGAAUUGGAGCAACUGCAGAACGAGAAACGUAAAAUGUUGAUGGAACACGAAACGAUGAAACUCAAAUCGCAGGAUGACGAGUACCAGUCGGAAUUACGCGAAUGGCGGGCCAAGUUGAAGCCCCGCAAGCAGAAGCUGGAAGAUGAUUUCGCUUUGCAACUGGAAGAUCAGGAGAAAUUUUACGGCCAUUACCUGGCCCAGGCGAUACCACCGUUGUCUCCGCACGAGCUGACACCUGAUACGGAAUCCUCACAUCAUUCUCGACGACACAGCUCUCAGCGAAGCACGAGCUCGAGCGUUUCCUCCGUCUCGGCAGACGGCUCGUAAAUUAUCAAAGCUUCUUAUAAAAACUGUUUAUUCAUCCCACCCCCCUUUACCCGAAAUACCUAGAGUUACGCGACAGUUUUUGCCCACCAUCCCCACACACACACACACUUUAAAAGCCAGUUUUUUCGCUCUAUCCAAAUUUUUUUUUUCCUUUUUUUAAAACUAAAUUUAAUUUAAAAGAAAACCUUUCAGCUCAACGAUUCAUCACCCCUUCCCCUCCCUCCACUAUAAUUUACAGAUGAAAAUAAUAAUAAUAAUUCUAAAGGGUGUGACUUUUUGAUUCCUAGUUUCGUGGGAAAUGGGCUAGCUCUUCUAUCGAUGCCCAACAUACACAACAAACGACACAUGCAAUAAGAAAUAUAAUGACCUAGUUAAUAACGUACUAACAAAUACAUUUUCGUCUUUUUUUGUUUUUGCAAUUCGGGUCGAGCCACGAGAAAAAUAAGAAUUAACUUUGUGAUUCAUUCAACGCAAAUUGAAAAAAAAAAAAAAUAAUUAUCUAACUUUUAACGUUUUUCUUUUUGUUUGCGUCCACAGAGUCAUACAAAGGUAUCAAAGUUGAACUGGAUUUUUUCUCUUUUUUUUCAUUUUGUGUUUAUUCUAUUAAAAAACAAAUAUUUGUUUUUCCUUUUCAUUUUGUCCUUUUUUAUUUUGUCCCCUCUCAAGUGAAAAAAUGUGCAUGUUGCUUAGGAACUAUAUAACUUGAAUUUUCCCCUCUUUCCAGGGCUGACUAAUAUAAACUUGCUUUGUCUUAAAAAAAACAUAUUUCUUUCCUCCCCCCAAAUCUUUCCCUUGCUGAUUCCUCUUUAAUCUUCGUCCGUGUGCCUUUUCUAUUGUACAGUAGGAUAUGUCGGCGCUCUGCUAUAUUAAACGGCUUUCAAUCUAUA
Daphnia pulex (common water flea) is the source of this 5202-nucleotide messenger RNA. It is a transcript of the gene Slik, whose product is annotated as serine/threonine-protein kinase 10-like. Lineage: Eukaryota; Metazoa; Arthropoda; Branchiopoda; Diplostraca; Daphniidae. Gene Ontology annotation, molecular function: ATP binding; protein serine/threonine kinase activity. The transcript is spliced from 8 exons. The record is from RefSeq and is a predicted model, not a curated record. Bases 404 to 4315 code for a protein of 1303 amino acids. Gene Ontology annotation, biological process: protein phosphorylation.